This is a messenger RNA of Ostreococcus tauri, 930 nucleotides long. Its product is annotated as NUDIX hydrolase, conserved site. Gene Ontology annotation, biological process: deadenylation-dependent decapping of nuclear-transcribed mRNA. The record is from RefSeq and is a predicted model, not a curated record. The transcript has a single exon. Gene Ontology annotation, cellular component: cytoplasm. NCBI's taxonomy places the organism in Eukaryota, Viridiplantae, Chlorophyta, Mamiellophyceae, Mamiellales, Bathycoccaceae. The coding region runs from base 1 to 930 and encodes 309 amino acids. Gene Ontology annotation, molecular function: RNA binding; manganese ion binding; hydrolase activity.
AUGCGGGUGUGCACGCUGGAACUCGCGGCGAGGUUCGUCCUGAACGCCCCGCCGGAGGAGAUCGCGGACAAUAAUCGAUUAUUCUUCUUGGUGGAGCAGGCGCACUGGUACUACGAGGACUUUUCGAGAGAGCGAGAUACCAAGUUACCGGCGAAGACGUUCGAGGCGUUCGCGAAAGAGAUGUUCUCGAGCGUGGAGAUAUUAAAGCCGAAACUGAAGGGGUUCGACAAUAACGUGAAGGAGUUCAAGGCGUAUAAGUUUUCAAUCCCGACGUGCGGGGCGGUGCUUCUGAACCCGACGAUGGACAAGUGUCUCAUGGUGAAGGGGUGGGGGAAGCAUAGUAAGUCUUUAGGGUUUCCAAAGGGUAAGGCGGACGCGAACGAGACGGAGGAGGAGUGCGCAGCGAGAGAGGUGGAGGAGGAAAUCGGGGUGGACAUUCGGAACUUCAUAAUCCCAGAGGACAAGGUAGUCUUCUAUCGAAAGCGCGGCGCCGACGAGUUCACGCAGAAGAACACGCUCUUUAUCAUUCAGGGGAUCUCCGAGGACACGAAAUUUCUGACGCACACUCGGAAGGAGAUUGGAGAUAUCGUGUGGAAUCCCAUCUCCAUCUUCGAGCGGGGCGGUCAGACGCUGAAGAGCAAGUAUGGUAGUGUCCUCCCGGUGUUACGCACCAUCGUCGAGUGGGUCAGGAAGAAGAGAAAAGCGCACCCGAAGCCGAAAACAAACGUGGUCAUCGCGCCCGAGUCCCCGGCGGCCGGUCGUGCGAAAGCCAUGUCGUUGCAAGAGCUCGAGAAUGAACUCCUGGCAUCCGCUCCGGAGGCAGAUGACGAACCCGACGAGGACGACACCGAGCCAUACGUCCCUUUCGCUGCGCUCGACGGCUUUAGGUUCGACAAACCUGCCAUCAUGCGUCCCUUCGUUCGCGGGUGA